This is a messenger RNA of Macrobrachium nipponense, 1125 nucleotides long. RefSeq names its product neoverrucotoxin subunit beta-like. Bases 1 to 1125 code for a protein of 374 amino acids. The transcript has a single exon. Lineage: Eukaryota; Metazoa; Arthropoda; Malacostraca; Decapoda; Palaemonidae. The record is from RefSeq and is a predicted model, not a curated record.
AUGGCGAAUGGACUUAGUGAAGAACCUCUUUCCAUCCCAACUCUUGGGAGGCCUUUUGACUUAGGUACGCUGUAUGACUGUAGAUCUGACAAAGUUUUGCAGGGGAUUACAUUGUGGGACCAAAAAACUCUGGAUAGAAAAAAGGUACAAAAACAUGAAUCAGCUGACUUUGAAAUCAUCACAUCUGAUACCUUUGAAGACAAGUCUUCUCCAUUGGAUAUCAACAGUGGCUUAAAACUUAGCUUUCUUGGAGGGAUGCUGGAUGUGUCUGGAUCAGGGAAAUACCUUAACGACAGAAAAUGCUCAAAUCACGUGGUAAGAGUAACCUUGAAGUACAAAUGCACAACUAAAACUGAAACAAUGACAAUGAAGCAGUUAGGGAAGGGAAAAAUUGAGCACCGAAAAGUUUUUUAUUAUUGUAGUGCCACGCAUGUUGUAACAGGAAUUACAUAUGGAGGCAAUGCUUUCUUUGUUUUAGAGAAGGAGUUAUAUGCAAAUUCGUUCAACAAAAAUGUUAGAGGAAAUCUUCAUGGUAUGGUCAAGUCCAUUCCAAACUUAAAGAUUAAUGGAGAAGGAAAGUUAGAUCUAAGUGAAGAUGAGAAAAAGGAAAUCCGGAAAUUUAGCUGCAGGUACUUUGGAGAUUUUUUACCUCGAGAAACCCCUUCAACUUUUGAAGAAGAUGUCCGUCUCUACAAAGAGAUGCCAAAUGUCAUUGGGCAAAAGGGAGAAAAUGCUGUCCCAGUUAUUGCACAUUUAUACCCACUUGCCAAACUAGACAGUAAGGCUCGUAAACUAGUCAGAGAUCAUUGUUGUUCUUGUCUCACGGAAACAGAAAAUUAUUUGGAGGAUCUGUAUAAACUGGAUGUGAAAUCCAAUGACCUCCUCAGAUCACAAGCAGUUAAUCAUUUUCGUGGAACUGAAGCAGAAAUUCAGAAAUUUAAAUCUUUAUUAGCUACUCACAAAUUUACAUUUCAGAGAAAGUUGGCACAAAUUCUUCCAAACAUCAGAGGUGGAAAUAAAGAGGAGAGUGAAGUACCAAUGAUCUUGAAAAAAAAACAAAAAAAAUUUCUCCAUUUCGGACUGAAGCCCUCAACAGCUGGGUGGAAACAUAAGAAAGCCAAGUAG